GUGCGAGAAGCCGUGUUUCUUUUGCAAAUAAUGAGCCGAUACUGGAAAACAUGGCUGAGCCAAGUCAACAAUGUACAACUUGUUUUACUAAAUCGUCAUUAUUGUUCUUCUGCCACGUAUCGGAGCCGUUUUAAAGCUCGGCAUAUGAGGGUAUUAUCAGUCCAUUGUUCAUUUUGUAGUUGCAAAUUCAAAGUGAGUGUUUUUCACACGGUCAUGCAUGUAUUUUUGAUACUACUGUUGUCUCCAGUAGUUUACAUUUAUUGCAAUGGUAAUCAAAUAUUGUUUUACAUUGGAAUUUGACUGCUAAUGUGUAAGUUGCAUUGUGGGUAAAGUUGGAGCCACAUUUUGACUGAAGAAAAGCAUCUGCUUUGAUUGCAGCACAUUUACACUUUUUUUUUUUUUUUACAUGUUCCUUGAUGUAAAGAUUUUACAAAUCAUCCCCGACUGGACGCUGGACGUCAAGCAACUUGGACUGUGUGCCGCUCCAGACUCUGGGACCUUGAUGUUUGUAAAUAAAAAUGCACUUUCAUCUGAAAAGAUUACUUUGGAGCACUGAGCUCCAGUCCUGUUGCUCUCGGCAGUUUAGACGCUUUGGAUGUUGUCGCUGGUUCAGGCGGUGCUUAAUGACACCUGGAAUGUGCUAGAACCAGACCGAGGCCAUUCGAAAACUCUCAGAUUCCAGCAACAACUGCCACAUUCCUUGACGUAACCAGCUUUGCAAGUAACGAAAGUAGGUGUGCGAAAACUGAGUGACAUAUGUAAAGAGGGAGUUGACAGAGCCAAAUUGGGUUGGGAAAGACAUGUGGAGGGAGGUUGUUGUCUUCACUACUGGAUCCAGCUCAGGUUUAUUUGUGAAACUUGGUUCCAAAUAAAUUUUUGUGAAGUGAACUGAUCCAAACUCUGUCCAGUGGGUGUUCGAUUACUAAGGGCCAGUGUGAGUAUCCUGUGGUGUCUCACCAGCAGUCAGAUAGGAGAGAGAUACAAGUUUAUAUCAUCAGGUUCAGAGAUUAGUCAGAAUAUAUCAAGACGGACCUGCAAGAAAUCCUGUCAGCAAACCAUACAGACUAUAUGGCGCACCAUAUCCACCCAUUGGUUGGACCUUUGUACAGAAACUUUGACCCUGUGCCAGACAAUACACCAAAGAUCCAGGGCUAUGACUUCAACCAGGGAGUGGACUACCGCGCCCUGCUGAAGUCCUACCUCAACACCGGCUUCCAGGCCACCAACUUAGGUCUCGCCAUCCAGGAGAUCAACAACAUGAUAAAGAGGCGUGAGCAGCCGGUGAAGGCGAGGAAUGGAAUCGUUGAAGAUCCGUCCACCUGCCCCUGCCUCAGGAGCUGCACCAUCUUCCUCAGUUGCACAUCAAACCUGAUCAGCUGUGGAGUCAGGGAGAGUAUCCGCUACCUCGCAGAGCACAAAAUGAUGGAUGUCUUCGUGACCACAGCUGGAGGCAUAGAGGAGGAUCUGAUCAAGUGUUUGGGCCCAGUUUACAUUGGAGACUUUUCUAUGCCUGGCAAGGAUCUGUAUGCCAAAGGGCUGAACAGGACUGGAAACACUCUGAUGCCAGAAGAAAACUAUGAGAAAUUUGACAAAUGGAUGAUGCCGAUCUUGAAGCAGAUGCUGGAGGAGCAGAACACUCAGGGCGUUCGCUGGACUCCAUCUAAAGUGAUCCAUCGGCUGGGCAAGGAGAUCAACAACCCUGAAUCUAUUUUCUACUGGGCCUACAAGAAUAACAUCCCCGUGUUCAGCCCCGCCCUGACGGACGGCGCCAUCGGGGACCUGUUCUUCCUCUUCUCAUUGACGAACCCUGGUCUGGUAGUCGACAUAGUUGAAGAUAUUUCAAAGUUGAACAACCUUGUAUUGGCUGCCAACAGCAGCGGGAUAAUUGCCCUCGGCGGAGGCGUAGCCAAACACCACAUAUGCAAUGCCAAUGCCUGGAGGGAUGGAGCUGACUACGCGGUGUACGUGAACACAGCGCAGGAGUUCGAUGGUUGUGACUCGGGGGCCACACCUGAUGAAGCCGUGUCCUGGGGCAAGAUCAGAGCAGUCGCCAAACCUGUGAAGGUGUUUGGAGAUGCGACCAUAAUCUUCCCCUUAUUAAUGGCAGAAACCUUUGCAGUUCAUGCCAAGGGGACGACUGGCGAGAAAAAAGAAUGAAACCAAUACCGUCUCCAAUACUUUGUGUGAUUUGAGUUGGCUUGCUGUGAGCAUGUACAUUUGAGUUUGGAUUUAAUCAUAUUGGUUUAUGUGUUGUGUUGGUUUAUUCAGAAUUUCACCACAAAUUAUGUGACACUUUCCUCUUUCUACACUUAACUCUGCACUUCUUCUAUGCAAGUUAAUUUAUUGUUGAUUUCAUUUAAAUGCAUUAACUGUACUUUAACUCCAUCCCUCUUAGUCGGGACUAGGCUGUGUCCUUAGGCAAUAUCAUAGAAGAUACUAAACAUGUUAAAAAAAACUGAAAUCUACUGUCUUUCUCUUUUUUUCUAUUUCUGUUUUUGGUGC
This is a messenger RNA of Pseudoliparis swirei, 2502 nucleotides long. Its product is annotated as deoxyhypusine synthase-like. Gene Ontology annotation, biological process: peptidyl-hypusine biosynthetic process. The coding region runs from base 1069 to 2157 and encodes 362 amino acids. NCBI's taxonomy places the organism in Eukaryota, Metazoa, Chordata, Actinopteri, Perciformes, Liparidae. Gene Ontology annotation, molecular function: deoxyhypusine synthase activity. The transcript has 10 exons. Gene Ontology annotation, cellular component: cytoplasm. The record is from RefSeq and is a predicted model, not a curated record.